AGGGCACGAGGUGAGACGGAAAAGGCGGAGCGCACCCUGGACGAGCAAGGACUUUGGCGGGGAGCUGCCGGAGUGAGCCGCAGUCAUGGCUCCUCUGCGCUUCGCAGCCAACCUGUCGUGGUUGUUCUCGGAGCAGGGCUCGGCGCUGAGCGCGCGCCUCGAGGCCGCAGCCCGGGCUGGCUUCAGGGCGGCGGAGGUGGCUUGGCCAUACGGGGAGACCGCGGCGCAGUUGGCGGCUGCCUUGAAGACAACGGGGCUGCGGCUAGUGCUGCUCAACACACCGCCGGGGGCCACGGACCUCGGGGAGCUGGGGUUGGGUGCCGUGCCCGGGCGCCAGGACGCCUUCCGAGAGGGGCUGGAGCUGGCGGUGGCGUACGCACGGGAGCUCGGCUGCCCCCAGGUGCAUCUGAUGGCAGGUCGCGUCCCGCAAGGUGCGGAGCGCUCCGCCGUGGCCCGGGACAUGGAGACCGUGUUCGUGGAGAACCUGCGGCACGCCGCCGACGUGCUGGCCCGCGAGAACCUCGUGGGGCUCGUGGAACCCAUCAACAGCCGGCUCACGGACCCGCGCUACUUCCUGGACACGCCUGAGCAGGCUGCCUCUAUCCUGCGCCGGGUGGAUCGGCCCAAUCUGCGGCUGCAGCUGGACAUGUUCCACUGGCAGAUCAUGGGAGGGAACCUGACUGCCAACAUCCGUGCCUUCUUGCCUCUGAUCGGGCACGUGCAGGUGGCCCAGGUCCCCGACCGGGGCGAGCCCGACAGCCCCGGGGAGCUCAACUUCCCCUAUUUGUUUCAGCUAUUGGAGGAGCUGGGCUACACAGGCUACGUGGGCUGCGAGUACCGUCCGCGCGGAGACACUAAUGAAGGGCUGGGCUGGCUGCGGGCCUAUUGGGAGAGCCGAGGGCUGGCCCCGGGAAACGCUGAGAGCCAAGCAGAUGUCCCAACUUAAGAAGUGGCCCCUCCAUCCUCCAACUGCCCGUUCCUAAGACACCAGCCCACAAAACAUAUGUAUCUCUUCUGAUAGAAUGGAAACUCCUCCGAAACUGUUUAAACUUAACCUUUGUAUCCCUUUGUGUGCCAGAGCUGCCAUUUGCUUAAUAAAUGCUUACUGUUUGAUUUGAAAAAUUA
Messenger RNA from Sarcophilus harrisii (Tasmanian devil), 1125 nucleotides. It is a transcript of the gene HYI, whose product is annotated as hydroxypyruvate isomerase (putative). NCBI's taxonomy places the organism in Eukaryota, Metazoa, Chordata, Mammalia, Dasyuromorphia, Dasyuridae. Gene Ontology annotation, biological process: glyoxylate metabolic process. The coding region runs from base 86 to 946 and encodes 286 amino acids. Gene Ontology annotation, molecular function: hydroxypyruvate isomerase activity. The record is from RefSeq and is a predicted model, not a curated record. The transcript has a single exon.